AUGUCCAUACCUGCUGGCGUAUUGGAUCACGAUGAUCUUACUCAGCGUGGGUUUGGUAUCACUACAAUAGUUCUCGUGGUUGGCAUCUUCAAGAGCAAGAAAGGGCUGCUCGUUCCCUUCAUAGUAGCCCAGACCGUCAUGAUUGGAGUCUUUGUGGCCCUGGUAGUGAUUCUGGUCGUCAAUCUUGCUAACGGAAAUAAUAUAUACUACUUUGACAUCCUGACCUUGUGGGCGAAUGAACUUGGGGGUGACCCGAUUUUCAUCUACAGGGCUGUUUACUGGCCUCUGGUGGCGUUACUGGCUUGUGCUGUUAUACUUGAGCUUGGAUGCCUGCUGUGCGUUGUGUCGCAGUACCAAGAACUGAGGGAUGGGCGUGGCACAGGGCCUCUUCCCAUGACGACGACCACAACUGUCGUCAUGGUGCCGCAAGGUAGUUACGUCAACCAGGGCGGUGAUACCGGUGGGGAGCCGGGCACCACACCAAACACCGAGGAACAAGCCACCACGUCGACAGGCGGUGGCCGUAAGAAGCCGGCCAGGGCUGGGAAGAGUUCCGGCGACGGCCCGUCCGGCGCCAGCCCCCCAAAGCCAGACCAUAGCUCAUCAUCAGAAAGCGAAUCGGAUCACGACUAAAAAUUUACAAUCUAGGAGCACUGAGCAAUAGGCCUUUUGAAAAAGUUCCUGAUUGGGUAGUGGUUGCCUAUCCACCAACCUCGUCCCCAGUGCUUACUUUAUUUCCAACAUCGUUUCCAAUAUAUAUAGCCCUGGCCCUGGAUAGGAAACUUUCUUCCUGUGUCCUGAUUCCA
Molecule: messenger RNA, 806 nt
Organism: Patiria miniata (bat star)
Lineage: Eukaryota; Metazoa; Echinodermata; Asteroidea; Valvatida; Asterinidae
Exons: 6
Coding region: 1-633 (210 amino acids)
Source: RefSeq, a predicted model, not a curated record